AUGAGUUCCGAAUUACUACAGACCUUCGACGCUGUCGCCACUGCUGUAGAGGCCGGAGUUAGCGAGGAGGACCGCAAGGACCUACUGCAGACAUGCAAUAAGCUCAUCGCCAAGCUGGAGAGGCCCGCAGACACAGCGACACGAUUGCUUUUCUCGGCACACCAAGCAAUGGCUAUCAGACUAGGUGUCGAUCUCAAGCUUUUUGACGCGCUAGUACAUGGCUCGACAACAACUGAGCAGUUGGCUGCAGACACCAAUAAUAAAGCCGAUUUGUUGCUCGUUACGAGGAUCAUGCGGUUUCUGUCUGCAAUGUCCGUGGUCAAAGAGACCAAACAAGACAGAUAUGCGUUGACGCCCUUCGCCACAGCUUUGCAGUCGUCUUCACCGUUGUCAGCUGCAUUCAUUCAUAGCACACAUUUUUUGACUGUGCUGUCGAAACUGCCCGACUACUUCCAUCAUAAUGGAUGGAAGAGCCCUGAUGACGGCUUCGAUGGACCCUUUCAAUAUGCCAUGAGCACCGAUGCUCAUUAUUUCGAAUUUCUGAACACCCAUCCGUACUACCAGCAGGCCUUCAACACCGUCAUGAGUCUUCCAUUCCGACGACGUGGCAAGGACUGGUUUGAAUUUUUCCCCGUCACAGAGCGCUUACAUGUGCCCGGUGAAUCCGAUGUACUGAUCGUUGAUGUCGGCGGCAACCAGGGCGAGGACCUGAAGAAGCUCAAAAAGCGAUUCCCCGAUCUGUCCGGCAGGCUCAUCGUCCAGGAUCUACCCGUCGUUGUGGAGGGUGCCCAGGACCUGCCACCUGGCAUCGAGGCCCACGGUCAUGAUUUUUUCCAGCAGCAGCCGAUCUGCAACUCCAGGGCCUACUUCAUGCGUACGGUCUUGCACGACUGGCCGGACAAACAGGCUCGCCUGAUUCUGCGACAGCUGCACGCAGCCAUGGGCUCGGACUCUAUCCUGCUCAUCAACGAAACCAUAUUCCCGGAGUCCGGGGCACCGCUGGGAUCUGUGCUGUCCGACAUGCAGAUGAUGGGCUCCUUCGCGUCGCUGGAACGGACAGAGCGGCAAUGGCAGCAGCUGCUAGAGGCAUCGGGGUUUGACCUCGUGCGAGUUUGGCUUCCCGAUGGCUUCCAGACAGACCAGGCCGUUUUGCUUGAAGCUCGUAGGAAGGUUUUAGCCGACUGA
This is a messenger RNA of Penicillium riverlandense, 1185 nucleotides long. RefSeq lists its product as uncharacterized. The transcript has 4 exons. Bases 1 to 1185 code for a protein of 394 amino acids. Gene Ontology annotation, molecular function: O-methyltransferase activity. Lineage: Eukaryota; Fungi; Ascomycota; Eurotiomycetes; Eurotiales; Aspergillaceae. The record is from RefSeq and is a predicted model, not a curated record.